Messenger RNA from Cavenderia fasciculata, 684 nucleotides. Its product is annotated as nucleosome assembly protein family protein. The record is from RefSeq and is a predicted model, not a curated record. Gene Ontology annotation, molecular function: chromatin binding; histone binding. The transcript is spliced from 4 exons. Lineage: Eukaryota; Evosea; Eumycetozoa; Acytosteliales; Cavenderiaceae. Gene Ontology annotation, cellular component: chromatin; nucleus. The coding region runs from base 1 to 684 and encodes 227 amino acids. Gene Ontology annotation, biological process: nucleosome assembly.
AUGGAUAUAAAGAGACAAAAGAAAGAAGUUAUAGUCGAAAAGGAAGGAGACGAUGGAGUAGAUAUAUUGCUCGAAAAGAUCGGCAAGAACAAAGAACUUCUUAAAGUAUUACAAACAAUCACAGAGAUUGAAGGCGAGAGGGAUUUCGAGACUAUUAGAAUAGACAAGGAUCAAUAUAAAAGCGCAAAGCCAUUGUAUGACAAGAGAAAACCACUUCUUACAAAGCUACCAAACUUUUGGUCUAAUGUUUUUAAGAAAUCAUUUCCAGAAUUUGAAGGAUCAGAUGAUAAACCAUUAUAUGAAUACCUUACAGAUUUUCUCGUUGAAGAGACUGAUAAAGAGUUUACAUUAAAGUUUACCUUUUCAAAGAACAAAUUUUUAUCAAAUCAAGAGGUUAUUGUGACCUGUCCAACUGCAACCACCAAGGAAGAGAUGCUUCAAGACCUCCCAGCAACAACCAAUGCAAAGGCAACACCUCUGACAGGGGAGGAUGAAGAUUCUUUUGACAUGUUUCUUCAAUUCCUCGAGCAACCAACACCCGAACAAUGUAUCAAUAUUGUUGGCGCAGUUUGGUCAACCCCACUCGAUAUUUUCCAAGCUGAAAUGCCAGUAGAAGAUGAUGAUGAUGAAGACGAUGAUGAAGAUGGCAAAAGUGUAGAAGUUGAAGAAGAGGCAAACGAAUAA